This is a messenger RNA of Talpa occidentalis (Iberian mole), 1980 nucleotides long. Its product is annotated as collagen alpha-1(I) chain-like. NCBI's taxonomy places the organism in Eukaryota, Metazoa, Chordata, Mammalia, Eulipotyphla, Talpidae. The transcript is spliced from 5 exons. The record is from RefSeq and is a predicted model, not a curated record. The coding region runs from base 1 to 1980 and encodes 659 amino acids.
AUGGGCCGCCGCCGGCCUUCCGAGGAGCGCGCCGGUCGAGAAGGGCCGGGCCCCUCGGGCAGCAGCCGCCGACCUCAAGCUUUCGGCCGCAGCAGCCGCGGGCCCCUCGCAGCGGGUCUCCUGCGGACCCAGCCGCGCGCUGACCCCUGGCGCCGCGCUGGGCCAGCAGCCUCGGGCCACCCCUGCCCGUCUCCCUGGCGCAGGCGGGCUGGGGAGGCGGCGCCCGCCAGAGCCGAGGAAGCGCGGUCCAGCCGCCCCCAGAGGGCCGCUCCCGGCGCCUGCGGCCUCCCGCCCAGGGCCACCGCCAUCCAGAACCGAAGGGCGGGGGCCCGUGGGCGCCAGCUGCGGCCCCGCAUCGCCGAGCUCCUUGAGUCCCGCGAGCGCCCGGCGCGGCCUUGGCCCCCGGACGGGACGGACGAGCAGGAGCCCCGGCUCGGCUCUGCGCCCCGGGGCGCCCUCCCGCCGCCCUCCCGCGCUGCUCCCAUUGACUUAAGCGGUGAAGGCGAGCGGCGGCCGGGCCCGCGCCCCGGGAAGGCCCCUCGCCAGGCCCAGCGGGCAGCUGUCCUCCCGCGGCCGCCCCGGCCAGGCCCGGCGACGCCUCCCCGGGCGGGGCAGCCACAAGCUGCCCAGUCCCGGCCGGUGCAGCCGAGCGUGGACGCCAGGCCCGACCCGCAGCCGCCGCCUCUCGGGGCGCGGAAGCGCCUGAGCACGCGCUGCUCCUCGCAGGGCGACGGCCGAGCCGCGGGGCGCCCUGGCAGCAGCAGCCCCGCGGGCACAGUGGCUGCUGCUGUGAGCACCGGGGUGGAGCCGCCCGGCGGCCACGCGGAGGGGGAACAUGAGGCGGGGCCGUCGGGGGAGCCGCUCCGGGGCUCAGAACCGGCGGCCACGCUGGGGCCGGGGCUGCGGACUCCCAGGCGCUCCCCUGGGCCCGCGCCCGCCCGGCCGCCCGAGGACGGGCCGGAGCGCGCGCAAAGGACGACGGGGCCCACGCGACGCCCGCGACGCCACAGGCGGGCGGACCCGGGUCGAAAAAGGCGCGAGAGAGCGCGGCGUGACGUGCGGGGCGGGACUUCCGGCGGGGACUACAUUACCCGGCGGGCAGCGCGUGGCGUGACGUCACGCCUGCCGGCGCGGGGCGGGGCUUCCGGGCCCGCGGACGCCGACGCCAUUUGCCCCGCCUGGUCCGGGGCGGGCGGGCGGGCCGCGCAGGGCUGGGCGAGCGGGCGGGCGGCGGGAGACGCGCGCGCCCUGGUCCGCGAGCGCCGGCCCGUCCCCGGCGGCGGCCGGCCCGGGGCGCCUGCGCGCGAGGACGCCGCGGCUCGGAGCGCACGGCCGGGCGCCCCUCCUCGUCGCCACGAUGGCGGCCCCGCUGGCCGGCCGCUCGCGGGUGAGUGGACGCGCGCGGGUCGCCGUUGCCGCGGCCUGUGCCGCCCGUGGGCGGGGCCGGGCCCGACGGGCCUCAGCGUGCGGGGCGGCGCGCCCGGGGCUGCCGUUGUCCUCGCCCCCGCGCGGUGUCCGGCGGGCCCGGGUGGAGGGACGCGGGCGGGGCGGCCGGGGUGGCCGCUGGACGUGGCCCGGGGCGGGGGCGAGCGCCCACCGGGCCGGGCGGACACUGGGCGGGGCCGGGGCCGCCCUCAGGCGCAGGUGCGGUCGGGACCCAGCAAGGGGACGGGCGCCCGGGAGGCCUGGGGCAGAGCGAGGGCCGAGGGGCCCGGGUGCCGGGGCCGGAGGUGCUGGCGGGGCUCCUCCCCCGUGUCCACCGGCGUGUUUUCAGGGGCGACCCGGAUGCAUUUACCAGCGGAGCGGAGCUCCCGGCUCGACCGAGGUCACUCUCCCCGCUCCGUGCUGGAACAAGCCGUGUCAGGUCGUGCCCGGGCUCGUGAGGCUGAGCAGUCGGUGGCCCCCGCCGCCACCACCCCUCCGCCGGCCCGUGGACGUGAUGAGGCGUUGCCCGGAGAGGGAGAGGGAUUAGGCCCCUGA